Cutaneotrichosporon oleaginosum is the source of this 1296-nucleotide messenger RNA. RefSeq lists its product as uncharacterized. The record is from RefSeq and is a predicted model, not a curated record. Gene Ontology annotation, cellular component: cell cortex. Gene Ontology annotation, biological process: activation of GTPase activity; regulation of fungal-type cell wall organization; signal transduction. Gene Ontology annotation, molecular function: GTPase activator activity. Lineage: Eukaryota; Fungi; Basidiomycota; Tremellomycetes; Trichosporonales; Trichosporonaceae.
AUGGUCUCGAGUAGACCUUCUCCCUCCCCAGCGCGCGGCCGCGUUCCCUAUCCAUCUGCCGACACUUACAUACCUGGAGACGACAAGGUCCAGGAGCAACCCGAAGCACCAGAAUCGUCGACCAAAGAACUGAUCAUGGAGCGCAAGACGAGUCGCGAAAUGACGGAGCGAGAACAGAGUUCAUUGAGUUUGCGCAACUGGUGGAAGACUUUUAAAACAAGCAGCGAACCCGUCCCAGAGCGCAGUUUCCGCCGCGCGCCACAGACGAUGAACACUCGGCGUGUCUUUGGCGUGUCGCUGUCCCGCGUCCUCACCUAUGCGGCGAUGCAGAUCUCGACAAGCGCCCCUGACGGUUCACUUUACGUGUGGGGCGAGGUGCCCAUCAUCGUCGGGCGCUGCGGGGCUUACUUGAAGAACAAGACGGACAUUGAGGGCGUCUUCCGCGUCUCGGGGUCAGCCAAGCGCAUGCGCGAGUUGCAACUUCGAUUCGACGAGGGGCCCAAGUACGGCAUAGACCUCAACUGGGAGACAUCGCCAUACACGCCGCACGACGUCGCCACCAUUCUCCGGCGCUAUCUUACACAAAUGACUGAGCCCGUCAUCCCAUGGGGCUACUAUAAUGCGUUCCGUGCCAUCCAGGUGUCGGACCAUCCACCAGAGCAAAGGGUACGCGAAUACAAGCGGCUCGUUCGCGAAAUGCCUCGUGAGAACCAAUAUCUUCUCCUCUACCUCCUCGACCUCUUGGGCAUCUUUGCGCGUGACUCGGACAAGAAUCUCAUGACGGCAGCCAAUCUCGCCGUCAUCUUUCAGCCAGGGCUGCUGUCGCACCCAGGGCACGACAUGCGCCCUGCCGAGAGUGUCAUAUCAAAAGACGUCGUCCAGUUCCUGAUCGAGAAUCAGGCUCACUUUGUCUUUGGCAUGUCGAAACGCAUGUCCCAUGCGCAUGCCUCGCGCCGCUCAAAGUCUGCUGCCGCCGAGAGCUCGAGCAAGGCCGUCCAGCGGCCACCACCGAUCCGUGCGGACACUGAUUUUAUGCUGCCAUCAGACUCGGAUGACGACGCACCCCCUGGCGGAUACUACAUAAUAGAGCGCGCGACGUCUCCACACCGCGCAACAUCGCCUUUCCCACAAUCUCCCGAACCCACUGCAUCCGGUGUCCCUACCGUGGACGUGAUGCAGCCGUCCGACUCUGACGAUGACGCCCCGGCUGGCGGAUAUGUCAUGUUCGAGAAUAGACCCGGGAUGCUUAGAACCUCAGUAAUGGGCCGCGCGCACUCGGCAGCAGGUUCGACUACG